AUGGCGUCGCCAAACAGCGCUAGCUCGCGCGCUGACCCCCGAACCAAAUCACGCCGCGGCUCCUCACCGCCUCCGCAACCCCCGCUCGUCACGGCAAUAGGUGGAACAAUAUGCCCCUUUCCCCGCGCCAAGGGUGCGCGCGACCCUUUCUCGUGGCUGCACGGCGCGCUCUGCUCCCCGCAUCACGCGGCGCUGCUGCGAGCCCCAGCCGCCCUCUUCUUCCUGCUCCUCGUCGCCGCAUGGGUCUCAGGCGUGCUCCACUGGCCUUUGAUUUCCCUCCCCGCAUUUAGCGCCGUUGAAAGCGGCGUAGGGCCGUCUGAACUUGCCAUCGAGGAGGCACGGCUGCUGGCGAUCGAGAGUCUAGCCUCGAGAUUGUCGACAAAGUCGGCGAAGCAGCACGACGACGUGGCAGCUGGAGGUGAUGUGAAGAGAAAAGCGCCGCGAAAGGUGGGCGGCGGGAAGGCGCAUGCGCCCGUGAAGAAGGGGGAGCAGGCGAUGGUGAGUGAGAAAGAUGCGAGUGGCGCUGGAGGGGUAGCGGCGGAGUCGGACACGCAACUCACGAAGCUGAAUACCAAGCAAGCGGCGCAGGACGCGGACUUGCUAGCGGAGAAGGAGAUGUCAGCGGGAGACGCGGGUGGGUCGCGGGAAGGCAACGAGCUGGAAGAUGGGCGCGAAUGGGGCGGUUUGUCGGACGAUAUCAGUGGAUCGACUGGUGCGGGGGACAACGGGAAGGGUGAGGGGCGGACGGAGAGGACAAGAGAGGUGGAUAAGGCUGCUGGGGAGGAUGAAGGGAGGCGCGGAGCUGGCGAUGACAGUGAGGAAGAAACAGGCGGAGUGGAUCGCGAUCGACUCGAUCCAGCCGGUCCCCCCGCCCACAGCGACGGCGCUGGUGCGUCUGGUGCGGCUCUGAGCGAGAAUGAAGGCGGUCCCGUUGCCGCCGCUCACGAUUCCCCCACUGCGACAGCUGCCGCAUUACAUUCCACCACUGACACAUCGGGUGACUCCUCGUCAUCAUCCCCUGCCGAAGCUCACGAUUCCCCCACCGCGCUAUCAGCACCGUCGCAACCAGCAUCGCCCAACAGAACUGACGGCUUUAAGGCGUCGCCAUCCGUCGCACAGCCAUCGUGCGACGGCCGCCGUGUGUUCGUCUACUCAAUGCCGCCCAUCUUCAACGACGACGUCGUUCGCACGGCGUGCGACAACGACCCGCUGCUCGCAUGGCUCACCUGCGACGCCUUCCGCAACCGCGCGCAGGGCCCCCGCCUCCCCGUCGACCGCGACGGCGGGCGCGCUCUGAUCGCCGCGCUGCUGGCGGCGAAGAUGGAAAAAACGGCGCCGGCGCGCGCGGAGGGGGAAGCGGAAGGAGCGGAAGGCGCGCAAGAGGGGGAGUGGGCGUGGGUGCACCGGUGGUACAGCACGGAGCAGCACCAGAUCGAAGCGCACUUCCGCACACGCUUGGAGAACCACCCGUGCCGCACGCACGACGAUACCGAGGCUGACGUGUUCCUAGUGCCGGCUUAUAUGGGGUGGAACGCGUAUAAGAACACGCUUCACCCAGGCCACAUGCCGCAUCCGGGUCACCAACUCAAGGAGUUUCUUCUCGGGCAGCCCGCGUUUCAGCGAACCAAGGGAGCGCGCCACGUUGUGGUGCUGGGGCGAGCGAUUUGGGACUUUGCCAAUCACAAGCUAGUGGACGACCCGCCGCAUUACAACGUCAUCUUCGUUCCAGAGCUCGCUAAUGUCACAUUCCUUACAGUCGAGCAGCCGCCUUAUAGAGAGAGCUACGCCACGCCUAUCUUUUCAGUACCGUACACCACCACUUUCCACCCCGCGUCGCUCGAGGAAAUCAACCACUGGCUCGCGCUCGUCGCCGCGCGGCGCCGCCCGUUCCUCUUCUCCUACGUGGGCGGACGACGCCCUUCGGGCACCACGAGCGGGCCGCUGCGGAAGGCGCUGAUCGCGCAGUGCGAGCGCGCGGGGAACGCGACGUGCCUGUGGAUGAAAUGCACGGGUCCCGACGAGGUGGGACAGGAGCUGCCGCUCUUCACGGCGGCGGACGCGGCGGCGGACGCGGGGACUGCGCUGGGGGAGGCGGUGGAGGCGGUGGUGGGGAGCGCGGCGCCGCGGGACGCGGAGGGGGAGGACGUGGCGGAGUGGGUGCCGUCGGGAUGCUAUGACACGUGGCAGGUGGCGGUGGUGAUGCUGCAAAGCAAGUUCUGCCUGCAACCGACGGGGGACAGCUCUGUUAGACGCUCCACCUUUGACUCGUUAUUAGCAGGAUGCAUUCCCGUGUUCUUUAAAGAGGAGAGCUUUAAUAUGCAGUACCCGUGGCACUUCCCUGAAGACAGGAGCAGCAUCUCCGUGACGCUUGACGAGGCACGCGUGCUGAAUGGGACGACUGACGUGGCAGCUGAGCUGGCGGCGAUCCCGGAGGAGCGGGUCGCGAGCAUGCAAGCGCGGAUCAGGGAGUUGGUGCCGCAGCUGCUGUACCGCCACAUGGCAGUGCCACGUGGCGGGGAGGGGGCGAAAGGGAGGGUUAGGGGGGAUAAUGGGGAGGGCAGUGCGAUGGAGAGUGGUGACGGGGAGUGGAAGGAUGCUUUUGAUGUGUCGUUUGACAGCCUUGUUGCUGAGUUCAAGCGGAGAGAGGGGAAGAGUGAGGGAGGAGAGGGGGGGUGA
This is a messenger RNA of Closterium sp. Yama58-4, 2676 nucleotides long. Lineage: Eukaryota; Viridiplantae; Streptophyta; Zygnematophyceae; Desmidiales; Closteriaceae. The record is from the annotation of a GenBank genome assembly.